Messenger RNA from Paramecium octaurelia, 738 nucleotides. The record is from the annotation of a GenBank genome assembly. NCBI's taxonomy places the organism in Eukaryota, Ciliophora, Oligohymenophorea, Peniculida, Parameciidae.
UUUAUGUAAGUAAAUUACGAAGCGAUUAUUGACGGUACUUUAAUAAUUUGAUGGAGUAGAGGCUAAAAACAAAAUGAUGAAGUGGCAGGAAAUAAAUGAACAGAACAUGUGGGAAUUAUUUUCGAACAAAGAAGGAUACAUUGUAUACACCAAGAAGAAUCCAGAAAAUGGUAUCAAUAUGAAUAGAUCCCAAACGGAAAUUGCCAGAACACCCGAGUAGAUUCUAGAUUUGGUUGCUGAUGUCAAUAAACGACCACUAUAUGAUGAAAAGGUGGAAACUGUAUGUUUUCCACAUAAUAUAAUAGGCUCAUGUGGUUGAAUAAAUAGAUGCCAACACCAGAGUUAUUUAUGUGAGAAUCAAACCACCCAUCCCAUUUAUGAGUAGCAGAGAUCUAGUUAUGGUUUAGAAGGUUUAUAAACAAAAUGACGGAGUUUAUAUUGUAUGCUGUACUCUCUUUCUCAAUAUCAUUAGCUAAGUCAAUUAUUCAUCAAAAAACUCCUCCAAUUAACAAAGUCGAAAGAGCUGAAAUGCAUCUCAGUGGCUGGAUCAUCAUUCCACAAUAAAAUCAAAUGACUAAGAUUGUGACCCUCUAAUGUUUUGAUCCGAGAGGAGAUGUACCAACUUCAGUCACCAAUCAAUAUGCCAAACUCUAGACAGACAUGAUGAAGGCUGCAGUCAAGUACAUUGCACUUAAUUAUAAAUGAUUCAUAAUAAAAACAUAAUUAAAUAAAUUCAUA